AUGCCACUUCACUAUGCGGCCCGAUUUGGUCAUGUACAAAGGGCUAAACAGCUACUACAAUUGGAUAAAUACAUUGCAUAUGUGAUUGCAGACAAAGAUGAUAAGAAGACAACUCUUCAUGUAGCAGCUACUCAUGGACAUGUCGGUGUAAUGAAAGAGCUUAUUGCUAAGGAUACUAUCUCUACUGAAAACUUUGAUCUUGAUCAAGCAGUUUCAAUGGAGUCUUCUUCUUCUUCAACCAUCCCUCCCAAUCUUGCAAUGCUUACAUCCUUUUACAUAGAGAAGGUUAUACAUAAGUUCAAUGAACAAGAUCCAUGA
This is a messenger RNA of Camellia sinensis, 318 nucleotides long. Lineage: Eukaryota; Viridiplantae; Streptophyta; Magnoliopsida; Ericales; Theaceae. The record is from RefSeq and is a predicted model, not a curated record.